Messenger RNA from Bombina bombina (fire-bellied toad), 1777 nucleotides. It is a transcript of the gene C1H17orf58, whose product is annotated as chromosome 1 C17orf58 homolog. Gene Ontology annotation, molecular function: protein binding. The transcript has 5 exons. NCBI's taxonomy places the organism in Eukaryota, Metazoa, Chordata, Amphibia, Anura, Bombinatoridae. The coding region runs from base 110 to 1273 and encodes 387 amino acids. The record is from RefSeq and is a predicted model, not a curated record.
UUGUCCAGUGAUUCAUUCAUGCUUCCCCAAAGGCUGCCCCUCAUUAGCAUGUAGAAAGAAAAGCCCUGAACAAAUCAAAUCUGCAUCCCAGUUACUGAACGCUGCUAAAAUGAUAACACCUUCCCUUUGGCUCCUACUCUUUUGUGCGGUCCCAUCCAGAGCUGUAGCAGAAGUGUCUCCACUGAUAUUAUCAUCUGCUGAAGUCCAACAUAUUCUUCAGAAUACAACGUUAAACUUUGAGAAGAGUUUUUCUAAAGGAGCAUCCACCAGCCUUGUGGUUUCACCUUGGAGCUUAUCUUUUGAUAGUUCCACCAGCUAUGGACAUUUCCCUAUGGAGCACCAAACAAGGCCAAUAGAUGAACGGAAAUUUAUAUUGCCACCUGAUAAGAGGAAGAAGAAUAAAAUAAUCGUGGACAAUAAUACAGGGAUGAGAAGGACAAAACUGCAGCAAACUGAUAUGUUAACAGGAAGUACCAAUACAAAUGUUCAUCUCACUUCUCAAGCUUUCCAUGGAAAUUCUCGCAUAUUUCAGCAGAGCAGGUUGCAGCUCGGCAGCACUUCAGUUUCCACAUAUUUUUACCAAGGAAGUCAACAAAAUAAAAAAGCUAGUAUAAGGGCUGGGUCCCAGCGUCUGAAAGAUCCUAUAAAUAGCAGGACCAACAGCGAUGUAACAGAUUAUGAGAGCAACAGGCCUGGGAAGGUAAACUCUUAUAAAUAUUUAGAAAUUGUCCAAAACUUCAGCAUACCUUCCAGGAUAUCCAACAGGAACCCAUCAAGUCUGCUUUAUCAGUUUAACGCAUUUAAAAAAGACUCAGACAGCAAAGAGAAGGAUUGUUUGACAGAGUGUAAUAAGGAAAAGGACGAGAGAGAAUCGUAUUGCAACAGUGAAUUUGCGUUGAAUGGGAUUGUUCAUGACUUGGAAACUCUCAGUAAAGGUACCCAGCUGAUUACUCUGCUUGUAAACAGUGCCGGCUUAUACAAGAUGAAUCGACUUUAUAUAACCCCAGAUGGAUUUUUCUUUAGGGUAAAGAUACUGGCUGUAGAUACUUCAAACUGCAAUAAAUCCUGCUUGGAUUUUAAAUUAGGAAGUCGCUAUAUUGUAAUGGGACAAAUAUACCACAAAUGGAUGGAAUUGCCACUAACCACACAACAAUUGAUCAGUGGACGUUUGAGAUCUGGAGAUGGACUUGUGAGAAGCAGCAGUUAUAUUAAAAGAUUUAAUAGGAAAAAAGACAGCAAAGUGCUUAUGGCCAUUCACGCCAAGUGUAGAUAAUGCUACCGACUUUUUACCCAUAAUGCACUAAAACCAGGAAAAUUACAUAUCGUAUAAUACAAUGUGACAAUGUACAAACACUUGGUUUGUUUUUGUCCAAAUUCAUUAUCCUGUGAAUCAAUUUACUUACAAACAAGGAACAUUAAAUAACAAAUUAGCUGCCAAGAGAGUUACUGAAGUUCAGUUUGCAAAUAAUAACAGUUUUGUGUUGUAACAUUCUUAUAUUCAUGUAAAAAAAAAUAUAGAAAUUAUUAGCAACCAAGAUCAUAAUAAAUAUUUUUUAAACGUUUUUUUUAGAAUAUGAUUAAGUGUUUAUAUACAUAGAAUAAAACUUUAUAUUAUAUAUUAAUCUAUUUGGCCUACACUAAAAUAUUUUACAGUAAUGUUAAGAGAAUAGCAAUAUAAGAAUGCAGAAUGCAUUGGAGAUUAUUCACUUUUAUGUGCUUCUGGUUUUGGGAAAACUCAACGGAAAAGGAAAUAAAAAGAAAAAACGAAAAUGUAAAA